This is a messenger RNA of Manihot esculenta (cassava), 2173 nucleotides long. RefSeq names its product mitochondrial substrate carrier family protein ucpB. Lineage: Eukaryota; Viridiplantae; Streptophyta; Magnoliopsida; Malpighiales; Euphorbiaceae. Bases 1003 to 1785 code for a protein of 260 amino acids. Gene Ontology annotation, biological process: transmembrane transport. The record is from RefSeq and is a predicted model, not a curated record. The transcript has 7 exons.
UUCAUCCUCUUUCAGAUCUUCGCUCGUUUUUCUGCUUGUAUUCUCCUUCAUUGGAAGUGGAAAAAGAAAUUUGAUGUGAAAUUUCGAUCAUUGCAGAGCCUACUUUUAAAGUCAAUGAGAAGCGGAAUUGGGCAGCCUCACCGUCCAAAGUCAUAUAUCAUUUCACCACCAGCGGAAUCUCCGUCGCGGUUGCUACAGGCGUCACACAUCCUCUAGGUAUUAGUGUUCUUGAAGAGGAUAGAUAGGGGACAGCUGAGAAUUAUGACCCUGGUAUAUUAUAAUUUGUGGUUUCCUAGCUUUCAUUAGACAAAUAAUCUUCUGAUUUUAAAUCUAUUGAUUAAAACUUAUGCCUUGCUGCUUUUAUUCCAUUUAUGGUUGGGCUGGUUUGCAUUUAAUUCUUUUUUCCUUGUCAAAUUAACCACUCAUUGAAUCCUAAAUAAAAAUCGGAUGAAUUAGGGGUGUAUACUGUGAUAAUGGCCUAUUUUAAUCUCAAUGAACCAGAAGAAAUUGAGCCAAUGGCUAUUAAUUGCCUGAAAUGCAUCGUAAUUGAAAAAUUAUAUCUCAUUACAGUCAUUCUGAACAAACUCAGACAUAAGUACAAGAGUUAGAGUUGUCUGGAAUUGUGAUUGAACUGCUGAAAAGUGUUGAAGAUUAGUUAUUUACUUGAACUUAUGAUCGAAAUUCACACACAUAAAAAAUUGAAACUACGGUUGACUUGAGCUCAGAUAUUGCAAAGUAUCUCAAAUAAUAGAUUAACACUGUAGCUAACAGUGGCACUGCAUAAUUUUACUAGUUAUGUAGGGUUUAGAGAAGGUUAUUCGUGUAGCUAGGUACUUUCUAUGGAUGAUAAUAUGGAAAUUGUUUUAGCACUGUUCAAUCCAAGAAUUCUAAUUUUUCAACUUGUAACGCAGAUGUGCUCAAAGUUCGGCUCCAAAUGCAACUUGUGGGCCAGAAAGGUCCUUUGACUGGAAUGGUGUGAUAAGUUUUUAAUAUUACUUUGCAAUGAUGAUAUGGUUUAUUAGAUUCUUUUCAAAUGAGGUAUCAUUAUACAAUAUACAGGGACGUUUAUUUGUUCAACUAUUUAAAAAUGAAGGGCCAAAGGCUUUGUAUCUGGGAUUGACCCCUGCGUUAACAAGGUCAGUUCUCUAUGGAGGUCUCCGUUUAGGGCUGUAUGAACCCUCGAAGUAUGUCUGUGAUUUGUCUUUUGGUUCCACCAAUAUACUGGUUAAGAUUGCAUCAGGUGCAUUUGCUGGUGCAAUUGCAACUGCACUGACCAAUCCAGUUGAAGUUCUGAAGGUUCGCUUGCAGAUGAAUACAAACCCAAGCCAAGGAGGACCAGUUGCAGAAAUGCGUAGAAUUGUUUCUGAAGAGGGAAUAAGAGCACUCUGGAAGGGCAUUGGCCCCGCUAUGGCCAGAGCUGCUGCUUUGACUGCAUCACAACUUGCAACUUAUGAUGAAACCAAGCGGGUUCUGAUUCGGUGGACACCUCUGGAAGAAGGAUUUCAUCUACAUUUAUUGUCAAGUACAGUAGCAGGGACAGUGAGUACCCUUGUAACUGCACCCAUGGAUAUGAUUAAAACCCGCCUCAUGCUGCAACGGGAAUCUAAAAGAGUUCAAAGCUAUAAAAAUGGAUUUCAUUGUGCAUAUCAGGUUAUGCUCACAGAAGGCUCUAGUGCACUUUACAAGGGGGGCUUUGCCAUUUUUGCAAGAUUGGGUCCUCAAACUACAAUCACAUUUAUACUAUGUGAGAAACUGCGCAAGCUCGCUGGAUUGAAUGCCAUCUAGCUGCGGAAUUCCCAUUUAUAAUCACACACAAAUCACAAUAAUAUGCUCUUGUGCUUUUGUUCUGAAGUGUCAAAGAGCUUUCCUUAUCGCCAGCAAGUACUUCGAGGGGGACUAUAUUAGUGUAUUAGGUCAUUUGAGCGCCAAACUAGGAUUGGAGAACUGUGCUUAUGUAGGAUUUGGUAAGAAUGGUCGAGACUCAGGACUUCCAUCAAUUGUCAUGGAAGGAAUCCAUUUAUUUUAUUGAAUUUUUUAUACAACCAUUUUUGCUCUAUCCCCAUUUUUUCAAGCGUCAACUGUGUAUGUCGAGCUGAUUGUAUAUCAUAUUUACACAUUUCCUUUUUUUCUGAAUUUGAAACGGGGAUCAUGAAUAUAUUUGCUUUUCUGCAAA